This is a messenger RNA of Argiope bruennichi, 1417 nucleotides long. RefSeq names its product perilipin-2-like. Gene Ontology annotation, cellular component: lipid droplet; cytosol. The record is from RefSeq and is a predicted model, not a curated record. NCBI's taxonomy places the organism in Eukaryota, Metazoa, Arthropoda, Arachnida, Araneae, Araneidae. Gene Ontology annotation, biological process: lipid storage; positive regulation of triglyceride storage. The transcript has 8 exons. Bases 168 to 1331 code for a protein of 387 amino acids.
GCAUAACAGCGCAGUGAUUUAAAAAGAGACUAGAUUGCAUUUGGACUUUAUACUAGAGGUGUGUUUACUGUGUAUAAAUACGGUUGUUAGAUUUAUAUUGUCCUCUUUUUUUGAUUACUAAUUUGUGCUCUUUCUUGUGGAAAUUAGUAUUAAUUCAAAGAAUAAAAAUGACCAACCCAGAAGGUGAAGUUCCAAGCACUGUUCCUAAGGAACCAAUUGCCAAAGGUAAUGAAAAUGUUAUAAAAAGUGAAUUUCUGGAAAAAGUAUCAGAAAUUCCAGUUGUGAAUGCUGCAAAAGAAUACAGUACUGCUGCUUACAAUCAAGUUAAGCAAAUGAACAGGUUUACUGCUGCAGCUUUAUCUGCUGCUGAAAAUGCUGCACUUUAUUUUGCAUUGACUGCCAAACCUUUCCUGGAAAAGGUUCAGCCACAAGCCCAGGUCAUUGAUCACUUGGCUUGUACUGGAUUGGAUGCUGUCAAGGAAAAAGCUCCAUUUUUGAUGAAGCCUCCAGAAGAACUUGUGGAUGAAGCAAGGAAACUUUGCUCCUCAACAGUUGAAGCUGGCUAUCAAAAAGUUGAAGACAUCAAAAACAUUGGAACAGAAGGCUUAUCUACUGUCAAAAACUAUGGAAUCCAAAAGGCACAUGAUGCUUUGGUUGGAACUGAAGAAUUAGUUGAUCGAUUAAUUCCACCAGCAUUUGGAGAAGGCUCUAACGAGGCUGCUAUUGACAGCGAUUCAGUUCCUGAGAGAGCCAGUAAACUGACUAGUAAAAUUGGUCUUCGCUUGUAUGGUCAUGGAGUAAAACAUCUCAUUCCCAUUCAUAAAUUAAGCCAGGAAUCUGUGUCAAAGUUGCUUUACACUGUUGAGCUGAUGCAACAGUUAAAAGAGAACUACGCCAAGAAGAGUGUGCAGGAAUAUGUAGAUGAAGCAAAAAUCAAAGCUACUUGGAUCUGGGAAGAAUUGAACAAGGAGCCUGUUGAAGAGCCUGAAGCAAAAGAUGCACUCAAGAACCUUGAACAUCGAAUGCUAUCUCUUGCCCGACGAACGACCUCAAUCUUGGUUCAUGCCUACAAUGUGACAGCUGUUCCUCUCUCUUCUCUCCCAACCAAUUACCAAGAUGGUUUCCGAACAGCUAGUAAAUAUGCAACUGAACUCUUUACCCAAUUUGAUCAAGCUACCAAGGCUGGUGAAGUUACAGUUACUGUUCUCCAAGGACUCCGUAGCAAGAUCACCGAUUUGGAAAAAGUUAUCCAACGUCUGUCCUCUCACUCUGAGCAGAUUGAAAUGGAAGAUUUGGGAAAUUCUGAAGCAGCAGCAGCACAACAAUCUUGAAGCUGGAUCUUCAUGUUGAAAUGAACUUUUAAUAUCUUUUACUUUUAUCUAAUGUAUUAUACUAAUUAAAUGUUUUUUUCAUGAAA